Messenger RNA from Nomia melanderi (Alkali bee), 8416 nucleotides. The record is from RefSeq and is a predicted model, not a curated record. NCBI's taxonomy places the organism in Eukaryota, Metazoa, Arthropoda, Insecta, Hymenoptera, Halictidae.
GGAGGUGUAGCAUGCGCGUGCUGUGCCACCUAUACGCCGACGAACGACCCUGGAACGACAAGCUACCGAUUCGUCGUCGCCGCCGCCGCCGCUUUUGCUGUUACUGCUACUGCGAUCACUUGUUGAAAACCCGGUAGGAGAACGCAUAUCCGUUUCGCAACACGUCCGCUCUACGACGAUCAUCUUUCGGUGGGAAUAAACUGGUGAUAGACGUGGUGAUUAAGAAGGAGCAUGGAAAGUGCGUGCAGUGCCGUCAAACGGGAAUUAUGUUGUAGGAAGAGUGAUGAGUAGUUUCGGAGUAAACGCGAUUGCAGUGGGAAGCGAUUUGAGUCUGUGUCGAGUGAGUGGCGCAGAUCGAACGCUCGGUACGCGACACGCGCCCACAGAUCCUAACUUAUGGAGGAUCGGAUCAAUUCCUUUCCGAUCGAGUCAAGGAUGAAUGAGUGAAACAUUUGAACGCUACGGUGCGUUACAGCCGUCCGUUUGGAACCUGGUAUUUGUUGGCUUUCGACCGACGAUCCAUCCGAGCGAAGAAACUGAUUUCCGUGACUCUUUAUCGCUUUCACGUGAAGAAGUUUAACCGAGAAAAAUUUGGAAUACUCGUUGGAACGAAACUCCUGGAAUCGUGCGCGUAACUUGUUUAUCCUUAAAGUUUACGUGGAAGAAACCGAGAAGAAAAGAAAGAUCGACGAAGGAUCUAUCGUCGGAGAGAACCACGAGGUGUACGUCCGACAAAAGUACGCGAAGAAGUGGUACGCGAAAUACGUCGCGAUUAGGCGCCAAUGACGUCAGGCCAGAGUCGUGAAGAAGACGUGUAAAUCGCAAGGGGAAUUCGUUUGUGGAGUUGCGGUGCGUUUACCGACACGGUGUUAUCGGUGUGUUGGUGGUAUUACUGGUGGCAGUAGUAAUCGCAGUAGUAACAACACCACUAUCUGUCAGUAGUAUUGGUGGUGUGGUGGUAACUGUUGUGUGUGUGUCUGUAUGUGUGCGUGUGUGUGGUGGGCUUGGUGUCGGUGUUGGCCGAACAGUGGUGGGGCUAAAGGAGAACCCAUGUGGAAUUGCUGCGUGGUCCGUCGUGGUAGCCAAUUAUAUUUUCUACGUGUGUGCUUCGCGGGCAAUGACUAACUGCUCACCGUUAAAUGUGUUAGUAGGAGAUAUCGUCGACGGACCCGUUUCUGCGUUGGUGUUGCCGUCUACGUCAGCACCGGUCGGACGGGAUUUGCAUAGCAAACAGAUUGACGCGCUGGUAAGUGGAUAACGAGAGAGGAGUCGCGACUCUGUGUCCCACCACAUACCAAAGAGAAAAAGAUAGUGAGUGUGCGUCUCUCCGUGUUGCUCGCGCGCCCGUAAGAAAAGAAGAAAGAGCGAGGGGAGCCAAGAGACGCAGACGACGGAGCAAGUGUGGAGCUUAAAAUAGAAGAGUGACUUCGGCUUAAGUACGCGCCAGGGGGGCGGGCAAAUAAAGAGUAACCGGAGAGAGUGUCUCCUUUCUCAUUUUCUUCCAACGAAAUGAUUAUUGUGCUUCUUCUGUGAUACGUUUCUAUAUCCGGUAGUAUCGUGGUCGUGAUGGUCUAACAAGAAAGUAGGAAAGAUAUAUACUCGUACAUACAUCUAUCUAUACCUACAUCCGCAUCUGUAUCUACAUACGUGUAUAUAUGCAUAUGUAUUCGUAUAUGAUAUAUAUAUAUAUAUAUACGCGCGCGCGCGCACACACACACGCACACAUCAAACGCAUACAUAGAAAAUGUGUAGAGUGAUAGAGUGAAACAGCGUAUGAAAACGAAUCUCGAAAGAGCAAGAAUCGGUCAAUGUAUCGACGAGAUUGGUAGUAAGUGUUCUGUGAUAACGUAGUCUACAACGAGGGGUGGAAAUCAAACGUGACUCCUCACCCAUCUUCAACAGCCUGACAUUUUUCGGAUUAUUGUAAGAGGAAAGCUUCUGCAUCACGGUCUCUCCUACGAUGGAUCGUGACUUGCGCUCGUAUUCUUGCGGAGGCUGCGAAAGGACCGAGGGUCGAGCUAUGCCGAUGGAGUAACAAGUGAGCGGCGAAGCGGCGUUGCCAUGACGACAGAGACUCACACUGUGGCGAUGACAGAUCCACAGUUGUCAAACAAUAACAACAACAACAACGAUGGCGAGCCAAAGUACCUGCACAAGAAAUUUAAGAAGAUGGCGACGACCGAGGUUGUGCCGAAACUGGAGGCAAAAAAGGAUACGUCGGACAAUGACGCUUCUCCAGAAACACCUAAAAGGAAAGAUUCGUCGAAGGACUCGAGAGAGUCGCUCAAAGAUCCAAUCAAGGUCGAGACCUCUCCGGAACCGGCGGAUGGAGAACCGACCGAGUCUAGGAAAAGCGGCUAUGUAUGUCCUUAUUGCAGGCUCUCGUGCGCGAAGCCGAGUGUUUUGCAAAAACACAUCAGAGCCCAUACCAACGAAAGACCGUAUCCUUGCGUGCCUUGCGGUUUCGCCUUUAAAACCAAGUCGAACCUUUACAAACACUGCAGGUCUCGAGCUCAUGCCUUAAAGAUGGAAGGUGGUGACGCCAGUAAGGUGUCGGAAGAUUCGGAUAUAAGCCUGUCCGACAGUGCGAGCAACGGUACUGGCACACCGCCGCCUCCGCCGUCAUCGACACCGACGACGACCGUCUCCAGUGUGAAAACAAUUAGAACCGGAAAAAUCUACAAACCAAAAUUUCAUACGGCAUUGCAGUGCGUGAAUAACGACGCCGAAACGUCUUCCCUUUCUUCCACUUCUUCCAGUAACAGUUCUUCCUCGACGGCUGCUAUCCCUUCUUCGAAACCUAAUCCAGAGCAAGUACAAGAACAUAUUGAUAAAAUAAUUACCGACAACCAAGCGAUCGUCGAUGCGGUUGAUCCGCGUCUUCACAAACUGAUUCAAAGGCAACAAAGUCUCGUCGAAGCGAAACAAUGCGAUCAGCCGUUGAAUCUCUCUUCCGUCGAAGAAUCAUCCUCUUCCUCGAGAAAACGAUGUUACAGUGAGAGUUUCGUCCGAGAGAACAAAGAUUGUCCGAACAGUUCGAGUUCGGAUGGCUCGUUGAUCAAAGAUCUACUCCUGAAGAGUCAAAAUGCGAGUCAAGACGGCACAGCGGAGAGUGAAAAUUAUCUGUGUCCCUCUUGCAACAUCUCUUACUCGAGCAUCGACAAUCUCGACACUCAUCGUAAAUACUACUGUAAAGGGAACGUGAGUCCGCGCAGAGAGUGCCAGCUGGAAAUUGAAAAACGAGAGUCCGAUUUCGAAUCAAAGUCUUCCGAUUACUACAACGCGUUGCAGCCUCUACCUUCCCCCGGGCCGCUUUUAGGUAACACGAGGCUGGUCGACGCGUACGCACCGCCCGCGAAGAAGCAGAGAUCAGAAUCCGUGCCCACCACCUUGCGAUCUCUCGAAGAACUGAGCAAGUAUCCGCGGCCGAACUCGCUGCAGAUGUUCGGCGGUGAAGUUAGGAUACUGGACAACACCGGGGAAACGAAAACCAUGAGAAUCGAACCGAGGCAGACUAAUUCUCCGACGAGCGAGCACAUCGUAAGCAACAAAUGUGUUACUUCGGAAACUGCUUCGAUCGUGGUUAGAUCGGGCCUCCAUUCCGGAGGCACGAUGGUACACAAACCACCUGCCACGCCGACCAGCACGCCGAGUUCCUCCAUAUCUUUGGCCAACACGCCGCAAAUGUUGGCGCCGAUCAUACCGAACAUAUCAACUCCGAAUAUAGCGCCCAGCAUGUCGUGCUACAAUUACCUGGAGCCCCACUUAAAUCCCCUAACCAGCAUCACUGCCUAUAACCCGCUAACUUUGCCCCAGGCGGGCAUCACGAGUAUUCUUCAUGGCGGUAAAGUGAUACCCUAUGUUCCUGGCAUGCCUGGACCACACACUCUGACACCAGCCAUAGACAUAUCCUCGAGUAUAGCGGCCGGCAACGCCGGGUACAAAGUGAUCCCAGGCUUACCUGGCCUCCACAUGGUCCCUCAGCCCUUAGAUCUCGCCAGUCCGGUGAAAAUACAAACGCCAAGCGUACCUGGAAUCCCUGGUCCGAUGACCAGCGGACACGCCUCCAUGAUGGGGCAGCCACUAGAUCUAGCUAGUCCGGCGAAGGACUCGAAGCUGGGCUUCAAACCCCCCGGCGGCGACGUUUCGAACCCUGGAUUCAUGAGUCCGAAAGUUCCUAGCGUUAAGAUCGAGACCUCCACGGACAAAUAUCGAAGGGUACCGUCCGCGGGGGAGAUGACCAAGGUAGAACUCGACCGUCAUAUCAAAACUAGCGUGGCUCUAAAGUACAAGAGUAUCGAGAUUCCGAGAGAGAGGCGAGAAUUAUCUUACGACCGACACCCCAAGGCCGAGAAGGCAUACAGUUCCUCGAACGGGAUCGACUCGAGUGCCGCGUCCUCGAACUCGUACAGCAAAUUAAGAUAUUCUCCGAAGGAGACAUCCGACGCUAGGAAGAGGCUUUCCACGUGGAAUGUCAGCGAAUUGGAGGCGAACAAGACACCGGUUGAUUUCGAGGGAUCCACCGCGAAAUACGAUUCGCCUACGCCUCCGCCUCCGCCGCCGCCUCCCCCUCCCCCUCCGCCUCCUCCGCCUCCUCCGCCUCCUCCGCCGCCGCCACCGCCUCUCGAAAACGGCCGUCGAGGUCGAUACGUUUGCGAAGAAUGUGGCAUACGGUGCAAAAAACCAUCCAUGUUGAAGAAACAUAUCAGAACACACACGGAUGUAAGACCGUACACUUGCAAGCAUUGCGCGUUUAGUUUCAAAACCAAAGGCAACCUCACCAAACACAUGAAAUCAAAAGCACAUUACAAAAAGUGCGUGGAAUUGGGCGUCGUUCCUGUACCCACAACCGUCUGCGACGAUAACAUCGAUAAAGAAGCUAUCGCUCGUCUAGCGGCAGGUGGAAACACCGAAGAAUCCUCGGAGGAAGAGGAAGAAACCGAUGGAGAAGAGAGCGAAGAGUCUGGAAGCGAAGAGCAAGAGGCGGCGCAGAGUUUGCUGAGCCUUUCGCAACGAAACGCGAACCGGCUCCCGGGGCUUCUGCCAUCCGGCAGGCCAACAACUUAUCCGUAUACUUUAACCUUCCCAACCACGUCUAUACCCACGAACGUAUCUAUCACGGUAAGCAAUGCCCCUCUCAGCGGACAAGGUGUCAGCACGCAAGGUGCCACCGUUGUUAGGAACGAAUUGCCUUAUCGAUACUAUUUCCCGUCGAGUCGCACCGCUUCGGAGGAAUCCCGCACAACCGUGAUUCAGUCGUCGAAGAAGGAGAACUCCGACGUGGAAGUGGAAGAGGUCGACUCGGACUCGCGAAAUAGUUUGUCUCAGCCGAUGGAUCUUACAACGAAACCGGCCGUGCAGCCGUUACCGUCGCCUGUUCCUCGGAGGGCUAGACCAGCGGACAUUUUGACACCAGUCUCGGAGCCCAUCUUGUUGCAGACGAUUGUUCAAACCAUGGAGAGACUGCCGAUACAGGGAAGAGAAUGGAAACCAGACGCCGAGGGUCACAUGUUACAAGCAUAUCUGACGGAGCGACACGUUAUGGACAGUAAAAUCAAGCAACAAUACCGAGUUGGAAACACAAAAGUCGAGAAAAACUCCAAGGAAAGAGACUUCUACGUGAGACAGCUUUCACCGAAGUCAAGGAACAUCGAGCAGAACAACGUCCUUACCGUGACUUACACCGACCCUAGUAAAAUGCAACAAACCCUGAUGGAUUCCAGAAACAAGCACGUAUUGAAGCACACCGCGGAUGAAAUUAAAAUGGAGAUCAGAGAGAAGAUCUAUCAGAACAACGUGACGGUCGAACGGCGACCUUACGACUUGGAAUCGGUCCAUAGGGACAAGGAACAAGGAAGUCGAGCAAUCACCGAUAGAGAUAAUAUCGAGCAUGAUUUGAUUAAUUCCGUUAGCUCGAAACCAAGCAUAGAGUACGGUGUGCCUAUGGUUAACAAUUGCUCGGAAAGAUCGAGUUACUCGGUGGAGUCCUCUAACGGAAGCACUCCGCAAAACGUGGAUCGUCAUUCGCCAAAGCCUUUCAGCGUCGACGGUAACAGUCGGCUGUUACCUAUUCCGCACAUGAACAACGACAUCGACAGAGGUUCGGUAUUCAAUUCGAUGAAAACGAUGAACGAGUUGGAACGAGCGCAGGAAUGUCACGCGGUCAAUCAAGAAAUCAGACCAACCAGCCACGAACUUCGGAACGCGUCGACGGACCUCUGCAUUCAGAGCCAGAGUCCACGGAAUUUGGACAUGAGACCGCCCAGCAGAGAAAUACGACUACCGAUCCAGGACUACAGGGGUCAGGUGCAGGAAUUACGACCUCCCACUCAAGACUACAAGCUGUGCAGGCAAGAACUGAGAUCUCCUAGUCGAGAAUUCAAAUCGUUGACUCACGACACACGAUUGAAUCAAGAAAUGACCUCCUUGAACUCCAUGGAAACGCGACAAGCCAAUGUAGAUAAUAGACCUCCGAGCAGAGAUAUGAUUUUAUUAUCGGACUACAGACACGCUCAGACUCAGGAGUCCAGGGUUAAUUUUGAAAUAAUGCCGUUAGCGAUGCAUGAAGCCUCCAAAAUGCAAGAAGCCUCGAGACCGCAGAACAUGGACAUGAGAAACACGCCUAUGGAUCGCAUUGAGAUGAAACAUACGGAAAUGAAGCAGAGCAUAGCGGAAAGCAUUAAGCACACUGUCGCUAGGAAAAUGGUAGUCGGAGGACCAGGAUUUAGAUCGCCUUCGCCUACCGGGGGAAGUGCCAAACCACAAGCCGAGUUCUUACAACCUUCUAGUGGGCCUGCACCAAAUUACGUCAGUUACAGUGUCACUGAGGAUGGAAGAAGCGUCUGCGGCAUUUGUAACAAGGUGUUCAGCAAACCUAGUCAGUUACGGUUGCAUAUCAACAUUCAUUAUUUCGAGAGACCAUUUAGAUGUGAAAGUUGCGCGGUUUCUUUCCGAACCAAAGGUCACUUGACAAAACAUGAAAGAUCUGUUUCUCACCAUAAUAAGGUCAGUAUGACUUCUACUUUCGGGGCUGCAACGACUAGCAAUCCUAGACCAUUCAAAUGUACUGACUGUAAAAUAGCGUUCAGAAUACACGGCCACUUGGCGAAACAUCUUCGAAGCAAGAUGCAUAUUAUGAAGUUAGAAUGUUUAGGAAAAUUACCAUUUGGAACGUAUGCAGAAAUGGAAAGGUCUGGCGUCAAUUUGAACGACAUUGAUACUACCGACUGUGAUAAUAGUCUUACUAGUCUUCAGAUGCUGGCUCAAAGACUUUGCGAGAAAGAUCCUAGUAAAAUUGGACAGUGGGAUUCCGAAGCGAUUCCGAGUCAAGCAAUUAGCGGAGGUGAAACUUCCUCGGAUGAAGGUGAACCUAUACCCCAACAUAUAAUGCAUUCAUGUCCUGUGAAAGUGACCACAGACGCAGACAUGUCUCGAUCAUAUCAUGUGCCAAUCACCAACGAAGAUCCAAAGUCUGAUGUUCUCCUUAGAAAUCCUCAAUUUAAUCAGCAAGGGCAUGAAAGACAAAAUGAUCCUACGUUUUCCAUAGACGACGUAAGACCAGAGGAAAGCAUACAACCAUACAAGUGCCAAAUUUGCACGGUGUCUAUGCGUACUAUGAACGAAUUUCAAGUACAUUGUUUUGUUGAACAUAAUAUUGAAUCGGAUUCUAGUACAAAUAUACACAGGGAUAGAGGUGCGGAUAAGUGUAUGGAGAAAGAAAAUACUCAGAAAAAAAUCAUGGAGGAAUCUAUAGUCAAGGAAGAUCACAGUAGACAAAAAACUGAAGACACGUAGUGCCAAAAUAAUAAAAAGAACAAGGAGACCAGCGGUGAAAUUGUUUGAAUGAAUUUGUUGCCGUACCAAUAAAAUAGUCUUAAAUUAUAAGAGAAUUAUCAUCACAUUUCGAAGGAAAUUUUACGAAGAAUAUUGUCGAUGGUUAUGUAGAACAUUUGUUAUUAUAAUUGAGAAUCUUUUGAGAACUGAAAACAUAGAAUAGAAUUACAACAAACUCUAUUGAAGAAAUAUGUAUAUCAUUGUAAUAUAUGCUAAAUGUUAUUAGUUUGUAACAUAUGAAAUGUCCGAUUUUUAGGAUUAACUUUAAAUGAAAACAACUUUUUUAGUAAUAAAUAUUUUUCAUUAAAAUAGCAACCAUUAGAUUCUACACAUUUUUUCCAACAAAUUUCUAGUUUUUGAACUCCAUUUUUAUAGAAAUCCGACAUUUUGGAGUUAAUAAAUUCUUCAACGGCAUCUUCAACAUUUCAUUGAUUCUUACAGGUUUCUUUUAUCAGAAAAUUGAUUUAGGUAUUUAAAAAAGUGGAAAUCCAAGUCAACAACAGAUCCGGCAAGUAAGAAGAACGAGGUAGAGUUUAACAAUUUAAAAGUUUCAGCUUUUGCAUCGUUCUUUGUGACAUAUGCG